Molecule: messenger RNA, 1263 nt
Organism: Trichomonas vaginalis G3
Lineage: Eukaryota; Parabasalia; Trichomonadida; Trichomonadidae
Exons: 1
Coding region: 1-1263 (420 amino acids)
Source: RefSeq, a predicted model, not a curated record
AUGCUGAACAAAAGGCCUCUAAUUGGAUGGGAAAAGCUUUUCACAUCAGGUAAAGCAUAUCUUCAGUUCGCUCUUAGCUUUAAGAACCCAAACGACAUCGAAAAAACAAUUAUCAAGAUGAACAGAGUUGUUUCAGGAUUACAUCAUGCAACUGACGGAAAAUAUCUUUAUAAAACUCUUGAAAAGACUCCAGUGUAUAAAUUACCAGAUGAUCACAAGAGUCUUCCUGAGCUAUGCGAUUAUAUGUAUAAUAAUUUCACCAGACCAAAAGAAUUAGCUCUUGCAUCCAUCGGAGCCAACAAAGAUACAGUAGUUCUCAAUGUUAACCACUUGGCAUGCGAUGGAAUGUUCUUGAGAAAUCUUUUUGAUUAUUUGAACCAAGAUGGAAACGAAUCUCAAUCAGCUACAUCUAUUAUAUCAUCAGAUGAUAUCUUUGAUAAGGAAAUUAAGAACUAUAAUGGCUUUAUGCCGCCAUUUGCCGGAAAUGAUUCAGAUUUAACAAGAAUCAAUCCACAAAAUCCAUUUGAGCUUCAUUACUCAGCAACCACAACAAUGACAGAAGUACAUACAGAUACUAAAGAUCUUAUGACAUACAAACUCAAUGGAAAAGUUAAGAAUUUAACUGAUUACUAUUGGGCAAAUGUUGUUUUAGCAAUUUCAGCAUUCAAUAACAAGUUUGACAAGUGUGGGCUUAACACAUGCAUCAAUCUUCGCAGAUUCUUGAACAAAUCAGAUUUUAAUAUUGCAAAUUGCUUCUCCCACAUCAGAGUCAUUGCAAAUGUUACUAAAGAUGAUACAGUAGACACAUUAAUGAGGAAAAUGAGAGCAGACUUCAACGAAAGAGUAAGUAAAGGUGAACAUUUCGCUGCUCUCAAAGCUGCACAAAGCCAAAGUAACAAAUCAAGUCAAUUGGCUCCUGUUCCAGGAAUUCCAUUCUCUCUUUCUUUAAUUGGCCAGUUUGACCUCGAUAAAGGAAAAUUCAAAGAUGCAUGGGGAAAUCUUAAGAUUCUUGAAGAUGGCCUUAACUUAGUUGGUUUUCUAGGAUAUUCCAUUAAGAAGAAUGGUGUUAAUACUAUUUCUGGAAGACUGAGAACAGCAUCUUCUCAUUUCGGAGAUGGAGAUGCUAGAAUAUUCGGAAAUUCAAUUAUGUAUGGUAUGCAAAAAGUUCAUCCAUCAAUGAAGAUUGGUGAAGCAUUUGAUAUGCUUCGUGAUUAUCAACUUGAAAUGAAAAAGGCUAUCCUGUAUCCACAACUUAUAGAAUAA